Pyrus x bretschneideri (Chinese white pear) is the source of this 1565-nucleotide messenger RNA. Its product is annotated as hsp70 nucleotide exchange factor fes1. The record is from RefSeq and is a predicted model, not a curated record. Lineage: Eukaryota; Viridiplantae; Streptophyta; Magnoliopsida; Rosales; Rosaceae. The transcript is spliced from 6 exons. The coding region runs from base 226 to 1410 and encodes 394 amino acids. Gene Ontology annotation, molecular function: protein binding.
CUUCUUUGCAGUCGUAGAAUAUCCCAAAAAUUCCAGAACGUUCUGGAGGUUUCAGGAACUUCAAGUCCGAGCGGUGCUGUAUCUCCUCGACGCUUCAUCCUAUAAAACUCUCCCGCUCCUUGAAACCGUUUCCUUCAUAGUUUCUCGUUCGAUCAUUUAUUAGCAGAGAAGAGAAAACCAGAGAUUAUUUUAGGGUUUUGGGUUUUUGUUUCCGACGAAGCAACAAUGGCGGACGGCGGACCCAACUGGGAAGGACUGCUCAAAUGGAGCCUCGCUCACUCCGAUGGCACUCGCCCCAAUCGCAAUUUGAACGAGGAGGAACGGAAGUGGUUUAUGGAAGCGAUGCAGUCGCAGAGUGUCGAUGUUGUAAAGAGGAUGAAGGAGAUAUCGCUUGUAAUGCAGACUCCUGAGGACGUCUUGGAAGCUCAGGGAGUUACUUCUGCUGACAUAGAAGAUUUGUUGGAUGAGUUGCAGGAGCAUGUUGAGUCCAUUGACAUGGCCAAUGAUCUUCACUCCGUUGGCGGUUUGGUCCCUCUUCUUGGUUACCUAAAGAAUUCCCAUGCUAAUAUCCGUGCAAAGGCUGCAGAAGUUGUGACCACUAUUGUCCAGAACAACCCCAAGAGCCAGCAAUUGGUUAUGGAAGCGAAUGGCUUAGAAUAUCUGUUUACUAAUCUAGCAUCUGACCCUGAUGUCACGGUUCGAACAAAAGCCCUUGGAGCAAUUUCCUCUUUAAUCCGGCACAACAAACCCGGUAUCACUGCAUUUCGUCUGGCAAAUGGUUAUGCAGCCUUGAGAGAUGCUUUGGCUUCUGACAACGUGAGAUUCCAGAGGAAAGCUCUGAACUUGAUUCAGUUGCUACUGCACGAGAAUAGUUCUGAUUGCAACGUAGUAACGGAGCUAGGAUUUCCACGCAUAAUGUUGCACCUAGCCUCUAGCGAAGAUCUAGAAGUACGAGAAGCUGCACUUCGGGGCCUUCUUGUGCUCGCCCAAGACAAAACUGAUGGGGCCAAUAGUAGGUUAGCUGAUGAAGAUGAGAAGUUGAAGCAACUUCUUCAAGAACGAAUUAAAGGUAUAAGGUCGAUGUCUCCUGAAGAUCUAGGGGCAGCUAAAGAAGAGAGGCAGCUGGUGGACUCACUCUGGAAUGCCUGCUUCAACGAGCCAUCUUCUCUUCGUGAGAAGGGGCUUCUUGUUCUCCCUGGGGAAGAUGGACCGCCACCUGAUGUUGCAAGCAAGCUUUUUGAACCUCGUCUUAGAGCUUUCUCUCCAAAUCCUGCUGAUACAAAACCUGCUACUGAGACGAAAGAAGCUCCUCCUUUGCUGCUAGGAUUAGGUCCUCCAUCCGAGGCUGCAAAUGCUCAAGGUAGUUCUGGUGACAGAGAUGAUACGAAUGGUAGCUCACGGUCCAAUUAAUGACGUAGCCAUUGCUGUUUAUGCUGCCUGUAUUUAGCUCAGUGAACUUGUUUUAGUGUAUCAUACUGUUUUGUUGUAAUUUCGUUUAUUCCCCCGCACCCCAAAACUUGUAUUUCCAUUUGGAUUCACAGGAAUUUUUGCUUGCAUACUUAUUA